Messenger RNA from Jaculus jaculus (lesser Egyptian jerboa), 1676 nucleotides. RefSeq names its product UBA domain containing 1 (gene Ubac1). The transcript has 10 exons. NCBI's taxonomy places the organism in Eukaryota, Metazoa, Chordata, Mammalia, Rodentia, Dipodidae. Gene Ontology annotation, molecular function: protein binding. The coding region runs from base 38 to 1252 and encodes 404 amino acids. The record is from RefSeq and is a predicted model, not a curated record.
GGCGGGCGCAGGCCCGGGCGGCGGCGGCGGCGGCGCGAUGUUCGUGCAGGAGGAGAAGAUCUUCGCGGGCAAGGUGCUUCGGCUACACAUCUGCGCGGCCGAUGGCACCGAGUGGCUGGAGGAGACGACCGAGGACACCUCGGUGGAGAAGCUCAAGGAGCGCUGCCUCAAGCACUGUGCCCAUGGGAACUUAGAAGACCCCAAGAGUGUGACCCACCAUAAGUUAAUACAUGCUGCUUCAGAGAGGGUGCUGACUGACACCAAAACCAUCUUGGAUGAGAACAUUCAGGACCAAGAUGUCCUUUUGUUGAUAAAAAAGCGUGCUCCGUCUCCACUGCCUAAGAUGGCUGAGGUCUCAGCAGAAGAAAAGAAGAAACAGGAGCAAAAGGCUCCAGACAAAGAUGCCAUCCUCCGGGCAACAGCCAACCUGCCUGCCUGCAGCACAGAUAGAGCCGCCGUCCAGACUACUAUGCGAGAUUUCCAGACAGAACUCCGGAAAAUCUUGGUGUCUCUCAUUGAGGUGGCCCAGAAGCUGUUAGCCCUGAACCCUGACGCAGUUGAAUUGUUUAAGAAGGCAAAUGCUAUGCUGGAUGAAGAUGAGGAUGAGCGGGUGGACGAGGCUGCCCUGCGGCAGCUCACAGAGAUGGGCUUUCCCGAAAGCAGAGCUUCAAAGGCCCUUCGGCUCAACCACAUGUCGGUGCCUCAGGCCAUGGAGUGGUUAAUUGAGCAUGCAGAAGACCCAACCAUUGACACACCUCUUCCAGGCCAGGUCCCACCCAGGGCAGGUGCUGCAACUGAUGCCCCUGAGGCUGCUGUGGGGACUAGUGCUGGUGAGGAGGAGGCCCGCGAUGAACUGACGGAGAUCUUCAAGAAAAUCCGCAGGAAAAGGGAAUUCCGCGCUGAUGCAAGGGCUGUCGUCUCAUUGAUGGAGAUGGGCUUUGAUGAGAAGGAAGUGAUUGAUGCCCUCCGCGUGAACAACAACCAGCAGAAUGCCGCUUGUGAGUGGCUGCUGGGAGACCGGAAGCCAUCCCCCGAGGAGCUGGACCAGGGCAUCGACCCCAAUAGCCCUCUCUUUCAGGCCAUUCUGGACAACCCCGUGGUGCAGCUAGGUCUGACCAACCCUAAGACAUUGCUAGCAUUUGAAGACAUGUUGGAGAACCCACUUAAUAGCACCCAGUGGAUGAAUGACCCAGAGACCGGUCCAGUCAUGCUGCAGAUCUCUAGAAUCUUCCAGACGCUGAACCGCACGUAGGCCGUGCCUCCAUUUCCCUUGGCUGUGCAGCUAUAGCGGCCUCCCCAGCGCUGGGCAGAGGCCUAGCCGAGAUCUGCCCAGAAGCCACCUUCAGCACUGGGCUGGAUUGCAGCUGCAACGGCUUGCCCUCCCCGACCUUACUGCUUAUCAGCUUUUGCAACAGUGGUAAGGCCGCAGUCCUAGCUUCUGACAGGUGUUUACAGAAAGUGGCUGUUGCACUGGGAAGGUGAGAGAUCACCACCCCUUUCCCUCCAGAUGCUCGCUGGCUCCUGAAGUGCUACUUGAAUUGACCUUUAGGCAUUGCUUGUGGAGCCCAGUGUUAUUUGAAAGAAGGCAUGUUCCAAUCCAAAGUGUUAUGUCAAGUGUGCUAAUUUAACCAGAGUGACUCACAAAUGACUUCUUUAAUAAACAAACCCUUUUCCUA